Molecule: messenger RNA, 2143 nt
Organism: Nestor notabilis (Kea)
Lineage: Eukaryota; Metazoa; Chordata; Aves; Psittaciformes; Psittacidae
Gene: ACO1
Product: aconitase 1, soluble
Exons: 15
Biological process (GO): tricarboxylic acid cycle; citrate metabolic process
Cellular component (GO): cytosol; mitochondrion
Molecular function (GO): 4 iron, 4 sulfur cluster binding; 3 iron, 4 sulfur cluster binding; iron-responsive element binding
Source: RefSeq, a predicted model, not a curated record
GGUUGGAUUGUAUACUUCUGUUGUGUACAGGUGUUGGUGGCAUUGAAGCAGAAGCAGUGAUGUUGGGCCAGCCAAUCAGCAUGGUGCUUCCUGAGGUGGUUGGCUAUAAGCUGCUAGGUAACCCUCAGCCACUGAUAACGUCCACUGACAUUGUGCUCACCAUUACUAAGCACCUUCGCCAAGUUGGAGUCGUGGGUAAAUUCGUGGAGUUUUUUGGUCCUGGUGUAGCCCAGCUGUCAAUAGCUGACCGAGCCACCGUUGCCAAUAUGUGUCCCGAGUAUGGAGCAACAGCUGCCUUUUUCCCAGUGGAUGAUAUUAGCAUUGGGUACCUGAUACAAACUGGCCGUGAUAGAGAGACAGUUAUGUGCACAAAAAAGUAUCUUGAGGCUGUGGGAAUGCUUAGAGAUUUCAAGAACUCCUCUCAGGAUCCGGACUUCACACAGGUUGUUGAGUUGGAUCUCAAUACUGUUGUGCCUUGCUGCAGUGGACCAAAAAGACCCCAGGACAAAGUUGCUGUUUCGGAUAUGAAGAAGGACUUUGAGACUUGUCUGGGAGCCAAGCAAGGAUUUAAGGGAUUUCAAAUUGCCCCAGAUCAACACAACAGCAUAGUCAAAUUCAAUUUUGAGGGCUGUGACUUCGAGCUUGCUCACGGUUCAGUAGUGAUUGCUGCCAUUACAAGCUGUACAAACACCAGUAAUCCCUCAGUUAUGUUGGGAGCAGGAUUGCUUGCUAAGAAAGCUGUUGAAGCUGGUUUGACAGUGAAGCCAUACAUUAAAACUAGCCUGUCACCAGGAAGCGGUGUUGUCACUUACUAUCUGAGGGAGAGUGGAGUUAUGAGUUACCUUUCCCAACUAGGGUUUGAUGUGGUAGGUUAUGGCUGUAUGACGUGUAUUGGCAAUAGUGGACCCCUACCAGAGCCUGUUGUCCAGGCCAUUACACAGGCAGACCUCGUAGCGGUGGGUGUGUUGUCUGGCAAUAGGAAUUUCGAAGGGCGUGUCCAUCCCAACACCCGUGCUAACUACCUGGCUUCCCCACCACUGGUCAUAGCCUAUGCAAUUGCAGGGACUAUCCGGAUCGACUUUGAGAAAGAAUGUUUGGGAACAAAUGCUUCCGGGAAGAAGAUUUUUCUGAAAGAUAUCUGGCCAACAAGAAAUGAGAUUCAGGCUGUUGAGCGUCAGUUUGUUAUUCCUGGAAUGUUCAAGGAGGUCUACCAAAAAAUAGAGACAGUAAAUGAAUCCUGGAAUGCCUUAGAAGCUCCUUCAGAUAAACUAUAUACUUGGAAUCCCAAGUCAACUUACAUCAAGUCUCCACCUUUCUUUGAUGGUCUGACUUUGGCUCUUCAGACCCCAAAAACGAUAGAAGAUGCUUACGUCCUGUUGAAUUUUGGGGAUUCUGUGACAACAGACCACAUCUCUCCAGCUGGGAAUAUAGCAAGAAACAGUCCUGCAGCCCGUUAUUUGACCAGCAGAGGCUUAACUCCUAGAGAGUUCAAUUCUUAUGGGUCCCGCAGAGGGAAUGAUGCUGUCAUGACCAGAGGAACAUUUGCAAACAUUCGCUUGGUGAACAAAUUUAUUGAUAAACAAGGACCUCAGACUGUCCAUUUCCCUUCAGGGGAAACUCUGGACGUAUUUGAUGCUGCGGAAAGAUACAAGCAGGCUGGCCAUCCUCUGAUUGUGCUGGCUGGGAAGGAAUAUGGUGCAGGAAGUUCCAGAGACUGGGCAGCUAAAGGACCAUUCCUGUUGGGUGUCAAGGCCGUGCUUGCUGAAAGCUAUGAGAGAAUUCAUCGGAGCAACCUAGUAGGAAUGGGAGUGAUUCCUCUGCAGUAUUUGCCUGGAGAGGAUGCAGGGACUUUAGGACUCACUGGGCGGGAGCGUUACACGAUUGUAAUUCCUGAAAAACUAAAACCACAGAUGAAUGUCCAGAUUAAGCUGGAUACUGGGAAAACCUUUCAUGCCAUCAUGAGAUUUGACACUGACGUGGAGCUCACUUACUUCCACAAUGGCGGCAUUCUGAACUACAUGAUCCGUAAAAUGGCAUCCUAAUGUAAAAUAUUAAGCAAAACCAUCCAGGUACAAGCCUGCUUCUGGUGAGCAAAGUAAAAUGAUGGUAAUCAUAAACUUGAAAGUGUGAACCGUAAAGUGAA